GAAACUAUUCUUAGGUAUUCACUGCUCUAAACAGAUCCUUUCCAUUUACUAAGAAACCUUUGAAGAUCUUUUUUGAAAGAGUGUACUAUUGGCUAGUGUAUUACCUCCCAGCCAAUCCUCUGGCAGGGGGCGGGGUCAGCCGUAAUACAGGCGGAGAAAAAAUGACCGGGACAAGAAGCCGGUGAACACAUCCCACUGACAGUCAACAGCUCUAAUAACCCAGAGACACUGACUGACACCCAGCCACACCAUGGGACCUUCCCAACUCUGCGGGCUGAGUGUGGAGGCGUCCUUUAACCAUACGGGCUCCGAGACUGGACUUAUUACCACAGCUUUGAGCGCUUGAGGACACUUGCUGAACAUCACCCUGAGGGCCUUAAGGAUCUAGAUAUUAAUGGAUGGACUUUUGAGGGUCGUUUGAGUGCUGUGAAGCUUCAGAAAUUGAGUCGACUCUGUCACUGUGCACUUCUAUAGGACAAUGUAUGGAAUAAACCGGCGCUGCUUUUACAUAUCUUUUCACUUCUUCGUGGUGUGGUGUCAUGCACAGGGGGAGAAUCCCCCUUCUCCUAAUUUUAAGCAGCAUGUGAGGCAGCAGGGGGCGCAGUCGGACGGGCUCAGCCGGCGCCAGCUCCGGGUCUACCAGCUCUACAGCCGCACCAGCGGACGCCACGUCCAGAUCCAGGGGAAGAGGGUGACCGCUACGGCCGAGGACGGCAGCGCUUACGCCAGGCUGUAUGUGGAGACGGACACGUUUGGCAGUCGGGUUCGAAUCAAAGGAGCCGAGAGUGGCAGAUACCUGUGCAUGAACCGCAGGGGGAAGCUGGUGGGCAAGCCCAACGGCAAGGGCAGGGACUGCAUCUUCACAGAGAUUGUCCUGGAGAACAACUACACAGCCUUCCAGAACGCCAAAUACGAGGGCUGGUACGUUGCCUUCACCAGGAAAGGAAGGCCCGUUAAGGCAUCCAAAACAAAGCAGAACCAAAGAGAAGUCCACUUCAUCAAGCGGCUGAACAAAGGGCCCCUUCCCUUCCCCAACUCGGACCAGCCUAAACACUUUGAGUUCAUCAGCCUUCCUCCGACACGGCGGGCCAAGCGCAACAGGAAACCCCACACAGCUUCCUAACACUGGACAGUACGAACCUACAGGACUGGUUUUAUGAACUAAUAUCAAGAAAGAAGAGGCAGCUUUAUUUUUUAUAUUUUCACAGUUAAUGGACAUUUUAAAAAUGCCAAAAACAAAAACACUGGACACUCGUUAUAACAGGGUGACUUGUAAAUAUGGUAAGAUAGUCAAAGAAGAUGUAUAUAUUUAAUAAGCUCAGAAUGUUUUUGUGUGUCGUGUGAGCGCUUUAUGAAGAGAUGGAGAGAGACUGGAUUAUAACAUUCAGAAAUAAACAAGAUAUUAAAAAUA
Messenger RNA from Astyanax mexicanus (Mexican tetra), 1411 nucleotides. RefSeq names its product fibroblast growth factor 17 (gene fgf17). Gene Ontology annotation, cellular component: cytoplasm. Bases 479 to 1123 code for a protein of 214 amino acids. The transcript has 5 exons. Lineage: Eukaryota; Metazoa; Chordata; Actinopteri; Characiformes; Acestrorhamphidae. The record is from RefSeq and is a predicted model, not a curated record. Gene Ontology annotation, biological process: cell differentiation; regulation of cell migration; animal organ morphogenesis. Gene Ontology annotation, molecular function: type 1 fibroblast growth factor receptor binding; growth factor activity; type 2 fibroblast growth factor receptor binding.